AUGCUCCUUAAAAUUGGGAAAUGCAAGGCAGAUGUGAAGGACAACAGGGGUGAAACUCCACUACACAUCGCCGCCUCCAAGGGCCAUACACCAAUUGUACAGAUGCUGCUUGACACCGGAGAAGUUGACCUUGAAUCGAUAAAUUCCAUGGGCCGAACACCACUUUUUGAAGCUGUGGGUGGAGUGGAGGAAACGAUCCGCAUAUUGCUGGAUCACGGCGCUGACGUCAAUUGGAAGGAUGGCGAGGGCAAGGCAGUACUGUCUAGGGGCGCUCAAUAAGCUGUCGCGCCUUGAGUCAAUUGAAAAGAUUCUUCGCGACGCAGGAGGUGAAGGGAGUAUCGACUAUUACGAGGAAGAGGGUCAUAGACGUGAUGUCUGAAAUAUUUACAUAUCUAGAUAUUCUAUCAGCUAGAAUCGCGUUGAGAAUCGAGAGGGCUGCCCUGCCCUUGUUCGUCGCGAGUCGAAGGGAAUGGCUG
Molecule: messenger RNA, 476 nt
Organism: Trichoderma asperellum CBS 433.97
Lineage: Eukaryota; Fungi; Ascomycota; Sordariomycetes; Hypocreales; Hypocreaceae
Source: RefSeq, a predicted model, not a curated record